This is a messenger RNA of Cinara cedri, 561 nucleotides long. NCBI's taxonomy places the organism in Eukaryota, Metazoa, Arthropoda, Insecta, Hemiptera, Aphididae. The record is from the annotation of a GenBank genome assembly.
AUGCCACCCGAAUCGUCGUCUCUUUUGCACGUUAAAAAUAGACACGCGGCACAUCGCCGACGUUUUCUCGGGGUGAAUAAUUUGUUUCAGAGUCUUAUGCGAUGACUUAGGGUUUCACCGUCGUAAGUUUACAUUUUGGUUGUUUAAACGUACAUUAUGGUCAUCGUGCUCAUAUAGACGUUUUUAUGUUUUCAGUUCGUAGCUACCGUUUUGCUGUUGGCCGUGGCCGCGUGCGCAAUCGCCGAAGAAGCCAAGCCGCAAGACGCCAAGACAACGGAAAAGCGUAACGUCUACGGACUUGGAUACGGAUUACCCGCGGUCCCCGCGUACCAUGCACCGCUCACCUACCCGACUUCCUUCGCCUCGCCACUGAAAUACCACGCUCCGUACUCGUACCCUCUGUCCUACCACGCUCCCCUCUCCUACCACGCUCCUCUCCCAUAUCACGCCCCUGUCUCUUACCACGCUCCCCUCCCCUACCACGCACCACUCUCCUAUGCCGCCCCUCUGCCCUACCACGCGCCAAUCUACAAGGCCCCGUACUAUCCGUCACUCUACUGA